Molecule: messenger RNA, 3816 nt
Organism: Xyrauchen texanus (razorback sucker)
Lineage: Eukaryota; Metazoa; Chordata; Actinopteri; Cypriniformes; Catostomidae
Product: chloride channel protein 1-like
Exons: 23
Coding region: 39-2900 (953 amino acids)
Biological process (GO): chloride transport; transmembrane transport
Cellular component (GO): membrane
Molecular function (GO): voltage-gated chloride channel activity
Source: RefSeq, a predicted model, not a curated record
GUGUGUGUGUUUAUUUUUGGCUCAGUGCGAGCGUGUCGAUGGCUGCCGAUGCGUCGCAAAGGAAAGCUCUGAGAUACCAGCAGACCCUGCUGUAUGGGGAAUACAGGGAGCAGCUGGGUAAUAUUGCCAGAAGGGAGGCCACACGUCUGUUGACUGAAAGGCAAUGGAAGAGACAUGCCGGCAAUGCCAAGGUAACAAGGAGAAGCCAUGGCCGAGCACAUCAUGUCAGCCUGGAGGCGGGGCCCAUGACUUCAGGUUUAAGCCACUCCUCCUCUAUAAAGAAGCCCCGCCCCUAUUCCAAAUGCCAAGACUACCUGGCCCGAUUCCAGAGGUAUAUUGUGACAAAGCUGGGGGAGGACUGGAUCUUCCUGGUUCUUUUAGGUCUCACCAUGGCUCUGGUUAGCUGGAGCAUGGACUAUGCCAGUGCCAAGAGCCUACAAGCAUAUAAGUGGAUGUAUGGAGAGCUUAAAGGGAAUGUGGCUUUGCAAUAUCUGGCCUGGGUCUCAUAUCCCAUCAUCCUUGUUGUGUUUGCAUCCCUCUUCUGUCACCUGGUCGCCCCACAAGCAAUAGGCUCUGGGAUCCCUGAACUCAAGACUAUUCUGAGAGGUGUUGUGUUAAAGGAGUAUCUCACACUCAAAGCUUUUGUGGCUAAAGUUAUUGGUCUUACAGCGGGUCUGGGCAGUGGCAUGCCCAUCGGAAAGGAGGGUCCUUUUGUGCAUAUUGCCAGUAUAUGUGCGGCAGUGCUGAGCAGGGUCAUGUCCAUCUUCACCGGUGUGUAUGAGAACCCCUAUAGUUACACAGACAUACUGACAGUAGGAUGUGCUGUUGGGGUGGGCUGCUGUUUUGGGACUCCCCUUGGAGGUGUGCUGUUCAGUAUUGAGGUCACGUCAACAUAUUUUGCAGUGAGGAAUUACUGGAGAGGAUAUUUUGCUGCUACGUUCAGUGCCUUCAUAUUCAGAGUACUGUCAGUGUGGAACAAAGAUUCUGUCACUAUAACAGCGCUGUUCCGUACAAACUUCCGUAUGGAUUUCCCCUUUGACCUGCAAGAACUGCCUGCUUUCGCAAUCAUCGGGAUAUCAUGUGGGUUUCUAGGAGCGUUCUUUGUGUAUCUGAACAGACAGGUCGUUCUGAUCAUGAGGAGACCGACAGCUCUCACACGCUUCCUUACAAAACAUCGGUUGAUUUAUCCUGGUGCCGUGACACUAAUUAUAGCCUCCAUCACGUUUCCUCCAGGCUUCGGACAGUUUAUGGCUGGAGAGUUGAUGCCCAGAGAAUGCAUUAAUUCACUGUUUGAUAACUUUACCUGGACGAAGAUCUGGGGUUCCCCGGCCCCACCUGGACUGGGCCGCUCUGCCAUCUGGCUCCAUCCAGAAGUCAGCGUUUUCGUCAUCCUCCUCUGCUUCUUCAUCAUGAAGUUCUGGAUGUCUGCGGUCUCUACAACAAUGCCUGUCCCUUCUGGAGCUUUCAUGCCUGUUUUUAUCCUGGGAGCAGCAUUUGGCCGUUUGGUGGGAGAGAUCAUGGCCACACUCUUCCCGAAUGGAAUUCUGUUUGAUGGGAUUGUGUAUCAAAUCCUGCCUGGAGGCUACGCAGUGAUCGGUGCAGCAGCUAUGACCGGGGCAGUCACACACACGGUUUCCACAGCAGUGAUCUGUUUUGAGCUGACGGGGCAGAUCGCACACAUCCUGCCCAUGAUGGUCGCCGUGAUUCUCGCCAACAUGGUGGCUCAGGGUCUCCAGCCUUCUCUUUAUGACUCCAUCAUCCAGGUCAAGAAACUGCCCUAUCUCCCUGAGCUUGGCAUUGGCCACAUCAGUAAAUAUAAUAUCUUUGUGGAAGACAUCAUGGUGAAGAAAAUAAAGUUUCUGUCACCUCAGUCCACAUACAGAGAGCUGAAAAAUCUACUGGAAUCCACUUCCCUCAAAACCAUCCCACUUGUUGACUCCAAAGAGUCAAUGAUUCUAUUGGGCUCCAUUGAGAGAUGUGAGCUUCAGGCCUCCUUUGAUUGGUGGCUCUCAGCAGAGAGGCGGGUUUACAACCAGGGUGAGGGUGUGCCCAGCCCAGGGUCACAGGUCAGCUGGGAGUCCUUUGCCUUUGUGGAUGAAGAGGUUGGAGAGGAUAAUGGGGAGAAGGAAAACACAGUCUCUGAAGAGUGUAACGGCCCACUGGGGUCUUCUAAAACCACAGACAUAUCCACUAAUCAUACCACAUCUGGUACCCUACAGUCAAUGCGGAGGACCCUUCGUCGCCUUUUCUCAUCCUCUUCCUCAUCAGGGCAGGCCGAGCCACAGAGCUCUGAAGCCCCCCCUGUAGCUGAUAACAUGAACCCUGAAGAGAUCAAAGCCUGGGAAGAGGAUGAGCUGGAUAAGCCGAUUGACAUUGAUCAGAUCCGCGUUGACCCCUCACCUUUUCAGCUGGUGGAGAGAACAUCUUUACAUAAGACUCACACAUUGUUCUCUCUUCUGGGUCUCAGUCAUGCUUAUGUAACCAGUAUUGGUAAACUGGUUGGGGUGGUUGCAUUAAAAGAGCUCCAGAAAGCAAUUGAGGGUUCGACCCGUAGUGGAGUGCGUCUGCGUCCCCCUCUGGCUAGUUUCAGAGAUGCGAGACGCAAGGCCAAAAAGCCAGCCCAUUCCCCUUCCAUCCCAUCCUCUCCCACACGGGACAGAGAGUUGUGGAGUGAGGGCGUGACUACAAGAGAAACUAAAGACGAGUCAAGUGGAAGUAGUCUCCAGACAGCUGGGAAAGAGCAUAAUAUCACCAUGGGCAACAACAGCAGAAGCAGCAUCAGUACAUCUCAGGAGCAAUUGCCAUCACCUUCCACUCCCACGAUCCCUCUCACUUCUCUUCAUUCCGUGUCUAAAGUAGAGUCGAAUGGUGAUAGAGAAAGCGACGAGGAGCCUUUAUAGGCCUGUUGUUUAUAAUUUUUCUCAAAUUUAGCCCUCCAGGGGAGUCAAAACACAUUAUAGUGCCGCCUUUGAGCAGAGCAUGACUGUAGCAGGUCACCGGAGCUGCACCAAUGGACACGCUGGUGUUGGGGAGUUUUAAAAGGGAUUCUCUACUCUACAGACAGAACGUUCUAUUUCUUUUGAGAUGUUCUUACUCAGUUAUAGCCUUUAUAUAUAUAUAUUUAUAAUAUAUUUUAUAUAUGGGCAGUCUGUCUGAUACAUCUCACUGUAUGCCUUCCCCCACUAUGGAUCCCAAUGUUUGAAUGCUGUACUUGGUAUUCCCUGACAUAUACUCUAGAAAGUGAAAAUGUAGAGUUGUUAUAGGAAUAGAUCAUCCAAAAAAUUUAAUUCUGUCAUUGUUUACUCUCAUGUCAUUCCAAGCCUGUUAUUUGUUCUGUGGAACACAAAAUGAGAAAUUAGAAAGUUCAGAAGAUUCCAAAUACAUUGAAAAGACAUGAGGAUGAAAAACAAAUGACAUAAUUUACAUUUUUGGGGAAAGUAUUGCUUUCCAUCUAUCUGACCCUUUAAAAUGACUUUUGGUGGUGUAACCUAGUGUCAUGUUUAUUCAGUCAUAUUCAAAAAUAUUUUUGACUUGAAUGAGAUGAUUUAAUUUUAGAUGUUUCCACAUGAAGCACAAUUUUUAGUCUAUCUGACAAAAUAAUUUUUUUACAUGGUAGAGAAACAAGUGCUUUUUGUAAAAUGUAAUCACUAAACAUUCAUUUUAAAGUUGAUUUUCCAAAUUGUUUACUACAUAAUUUAAGCUACAAAGUCAUUAUCAUUAAAUCUUCAUUUCAUAACUACUGAUGAAUAUCAGAUUAAUUUUUAUUUAUACUUGUGUUGUUUUAAUGGUCUCAUUAGCAUGCAGACAUUUUAUCCA